Teleopsis dalmanni is the source of this 1503-nucleotide messenger RNA. Its product is annotated as protein rhomboid-like. The transcript is spliced from 3 exons. NCBI's taxonomy places the organism in Eukaryota, Metazoa, Arthropoda, Insecta, Diptera, Diopsidae. Gene Ontology annotation, molecular function: serine-type endopeptidase activity. The coding region runs from base 310 to 1455 and encodes 381 amino acids. The record is from RefSeq and is a predicted model, not a curated record. Gene Ontology annotation, cellular component: membrane.
CUGAAACAUAGACGACUGACUGCUACCAGUCGAGUGGAGUUGACAUUGCAGGUGAAUGAUUGUGCGCUCAAUUGAAACUCUGCAAAUGUUGCUGCAAUUUUAGUGCUAUUCAAGUGCACCGCUAAUACAGAAUCACUGAAAGGCAAACGAAUUAAAUUGUUGGUACAUUGUAAUGACGCCAACAUGCAUAGCAACAACACCUUCUCAUGUUCCAAUUUAAGUGUUGCAGCAGCAACAUAAGUUUAAUGUCAUUUAACAUGGUUUAGUGCGUUUGGCUGCGUAGCGCACAUUUGCCCCACUCCAUAAGCAAUGAGAGCACAGACAGAAGUCGCAGAAAUCCUAGCACAUCAUCAACGCGAACAGAACACAAAGACAGAUUUUGAGGAAAACAAAAGAAGCUCAACUGUCAUAGACAUUCCAAAUGCAAACAGAAUCGUUGACGCUGUCGAGUUCGGUAUUUGUCACACAAAUUUGGCUGACAAUUGCAUGCAUGCAUCACAGAUUCAAUAUCUCAAUGUGGAGCCAUUGUCCAUGUUUGCAUAUGGCGCAUAUAGCGCAAAUAGCGCCCAUCAUCUGACAGAUUUGCACUGCAACAGAAUAAAAAAUGGCAAAGCUGUUGAAGCAACCAAUAAAGCACAGUUGGGGCUCGAGAAGAAAUAUUUGAGUACUGAAUUCAAGCGCUGCUGCCCAACACCAAUUUUCAUUAUCUUAAUAUCGUUGUUGGAGAUCGGCGUCUUCGUCUUUGACUAUCUGACGGUAGCUCCAGUGAAUGAAUUGAGCAACAGUAAUGUACCCAGUGAAUCGGUGUUUAUUUAUCGACCGGAUCGCCGUCUGGAGAUUUGGCGUUACGUAUCUUACAUGUUGUUGCAUGCGAACUGGUUUCAUCUGAGCUUCAACAUUCUGAUUCAACUGCUCUUCGGUGUGCCCUUGGAAUUGGUGCACGGUUCGUUGCGUGUUGCUGUCAUCUAUUUGGCGGGUGUUUUUGCUGGAUCGUUGGGCACUAGCGUUGUGGACUCGGAAGUGUAUUUAGUCGGAGCUAGCGGCGGCGUUUAUGCACUACUAGCUGCACAAUUAGCAAGUAUUUUGUUGAACUUUGAACAAAUGCGUUACGGUAUCUUACAGUUGAUGUCAGUGAUUAUUUUUGUUUCCUGUGAUUUGGGCUUCGCAUUUUAUACAAAGUAUUUUUCAACUGAAAUUAGAGGUCUGCCUGCAGUUUCGUAUAUCGCUCAUCUGACGGGUUCCUUGGCUGGCUUCACAGUGGCACUUUUAAUAUUGAAAAAUUUUGAGAGUAAGACUCAAUCGAAAGUGAUUUGGUGGAUUGCUUUAAGCUCCUAUUUGACAUUUACAAUAUUCGCGAUUGUAUUCAACUUACUAAAUACAAUGACUGCACAAAGGCUUGAAGAAGAGGGCGAGGAAUUAAAACAACAUUUGUUACAUGAUUUGGGUAUUUCCUAGGUGAAUUAAUGCAACUUUAUAAAAUUUUAUAAACUUUUUAAGAGUUAC